AUGACUCUCCCUAAUUCACAUAGUGGGGUUUACGGAUAUUGCAUUGAAAUUCAAGAUAUCAUUUACGAAAUGCUAGACUGUGUUGUGGUGCAUAUAAAAGGACAACGACCAAGAUACAGCGAAAACUUGAAAUUAUUGCAUUCUGUUGAUCUAUCAAGUAAUAAUAUGUCUGGAAAAAUACCUCCAGAGAUAUUUAGUCUCACUGAAUUGCAAUCUUUGAACUUGUCCCGUGAUCAAUUUGAUGAAAACAUACCAAAUGAGAUAAGGGACAUGAAAAAGUUGGAAUCUCUUGAUCUCGCAAGCAAUCAACUUUCAGGUGAAAUUCCUCAAGAUAGGGCUGAAUUGUCUUUUCUAGAAGGCCUGAACCUUUCCUUCAACAAUUUCACUGGUAAGAUCCCAACAGGAACUCAACUUCAAGGGUUUGAUCCACAAAGUUUCAUGGGGAAUCCAAGAUUAUGUGGAGCUCCACUUCCAAAAAAUUGCACAGAUAAAGAAGAGCACAUUGAACCCGUGGAAACAAAUGAUAGUCAAGAAGAUGAAUCUCUAUUUUACUUCUACGUUGGGAUUGGAGUUGGAUUCGCCACAGGUUUUUGGGGAGUCUGUAUUGCCAUUUUCUUCAACAAGAAUUUCAGGCAUUCUUACUUUAGAUUCUUAUAUCGCAUCCAAGACAAGCUUGAUAUGGGGGUCCUCAAGACGAACCGUUUUCGUUGA
This is a messenger RNA of Prosopis cineraria, 711 nucleotides long. Its product is annotated as receptor-like protein EIX2. The record is from RefSeq and is a predicted model, not a curated record. NCBI's taxonomy places the organism in Eukaryota, Viridiplantae, Streptophyta, Magnoliopsida, Fabales, Fabaceae. The coding region runs from base 1 to 711 and encodes 236 amino acids. The transcript has a single exon. Gene Ontology annotation, molecular function: protein binding.